AUGUCGGGCUUGGAGGCUGUCCAGAACCAGACUUGCGCACCUGUGGAAUGCAAUCUUACCGAGGCCAGUGCGGAGGCCGAUCACGCCUCCAGUGAGUCCACCUCGACCCCCCAGGACGACUACGCCUCCUGGAAGUCCACUCCGGCCCUCCAGGGCUGGUAUCAUCAGACCGCACCGCCGAGGACAGUACGACCGGCACUACCAGCCACCGCACAAAGAUAUAUACAGCUGCUUGAAUACAUUCUCUCCGAUGGCGAGCGUGUCCAAGAAGCUAGACAUCUGCUUUCGGCUCCCGAUGCUCCAUCCCGCAAGCGAACCAAAGCUAGGGAUGAUCUACGAAGUCACCUAAGGCGUCUCAACACCCACGUUGGCGACAUCACAAGAAUAGUUGAAGCCGAAAGAGCGUCUACUGGCAGUACAAUCUUACCUGGCCACGUUGCAUCCACGUUGGAGCAAAAUCAAGCUGCUGUAGCAAGAUUACAAGAACUCGUUGUCUCCCAGCGGGACGUCGACCAGGAGCUGGCAUCCGUGCAAGAACACAUCAGGCAUGCCGAGACCAGACAAGCCGGCAGACGUUUCGCAAGUACGAAGGUGCUCAUUGAGAAGUUCAAGUCGAGCGAGAGGCGAUUGCAGCAGCAGAAGUCUGCUUUUGAAGCUUGCUGGCGCGACAUGGAUGGGCAUGCCAAAAGAACGCUGAGCGCUAUAAAAGACCUCAUAAAGCUCCAAGCAACGAACACCACCUCCACCGGUAAAGAGCCUUAUGAUCUUCGAGAUCUGAGACCGGUCGCGCAGCCGAUUGACUUGGAUCCAUCACAGCAGGAAAAGAUCCGGCAAGAUUGGGAAGAUGCCAAACACAAUCUUGCAGCUAGUGCCGUGAUCUACGAUGCUUGUAUCAACGAACGCGAGCAUAGUCUUCGAAACAGCAAAUAG
This is a messenger RNA of Fulvia fulva, 930 nucleotides long. RefSeq lists its product as uncharacterized. NCBI's taxonomy places the organism in Eukaryota, Fungi, Ascomycota, Dothideomycetes, Mycosphaerellales, Mycosphaerellaceae. The record is from RefSeq and is a predicted model, not a curated record. Bases 1 to 930 code for a protein of 309 amino acids. The transcript is spliced from 2 exons.